GUCUUUUUUAUUUCUGUCUAUUGAAAUGAUCAAAAGUGUACUUAUAAAUUAAUAAUGAAACACUCAUAAUUAUAAAAACAACUAUUACAAAGUUACUUUUGAAGAUUAGAAUAGUUUUCAGCUGUAAAAUAGUGAUUUUUGGGUGUUAACUAUUUUCAUAAUUUAAGAAAUCGAAUUAAUUACCUUUAUAAAAUGUCAGCAUCACCAAUUGCACGUCAAGUCACUCAAAGUCAAAACAUACCAUCUAAAAGGGUUGUUAUUCAUGAUCCAAAUCAAUUACCAGUAGAUUAUUCAUCUACCCCUGGUGGUACUUUGUAUUCUACAACACCUGGAGGUACAAGAAUCGUGUAUGAACGUGCAUUUUUAAUGAAUUUAAGAAAUUCUCCAAUUUCACUGACUCCACCUAAAAAUAUGCCAUCCUUUCCAACAGAUUUACUCAAAAAUGCUUCCACAAUAAUAGCUACAAAUGGAACUGCUGGCAAACAAUCAACCAAAGAUAUUACAAUUAUUGAAGAAACUUCGGAACAGUUCGAAAUGGAUAUGUGAUGAAGAUCGACUAAAAUGUGAUUAUAAAGUGUGUUCAUAUUUUAUAGUUUCAUAAAAUAUUAUGCAUAUGUAUCCUAUAUCAUCAUUCGCGACGUAUUUCAUUAUACCGCGAACAUUCUUGGACAUAAAUAUUUAUGUACUUUUGAUAAAAAAGAAUUUUAUCAUAAUAAUGUCCUCAAAAUAUAUGAAAGACUUUUUUUUGUAAAAUA
This is a messenger RNA of Chelonus insularis, 755 nucleotides long. It is a transcript of the gene Thor, whose product is annotated as eukaryotic translation initiation factor 4E binding protein thor. Bases 193 to 546 code for a protein of 117 amino acids. The record is from RefSeq and is a predicted model, not a curated record. Lineage: Eukaryota; Metazoa; Arthropoda; Insecta; Hymenoptera; Braconidae. The transcript has 4 exons. Gene Ontology annotation, biological process: negative regulation of translational initiation. Gene Ontology annotation, molecular function: eukaryotic initiation factor 4E binding. Gene Ontology annotation, cellular component: cytoplasm.